Temnothorax curvispinosus is the source of this 1827-nucleotide messenger RNA. RefSeq lists its product as uncharacterized. Gene Ontology annotation, biological process: sensory perception of taste. The transcript has 3 exons. Gene Ontology annotation, cellular component: axon; membrane; neuronal cell body. The coding region runs from base 317 to 1564 and encodes 415 amino acids. The record is from RefSeq and is a predicted model, not a curated record. Lineage: Eukaryota; Metazoa; Arthropoda; Insecta; Hymenoptera; Formicidae.
GCGUGCUUCGGAGAUGAUAAGCAAAGAGUCGUAGUUACAUUAUGACAUAAAAAAUUCCUAAGUUCUGUUUUGCAACAUGACACAAUAAUUGUUAGUUAGCUUUAAAAUUAAACUCGUCAGGUGCAGAUAGACUGGGAGAAAUUUAUUUCAGUUUAUUUAUUAGUUGUAAGAAUACAGCAGAAUGUUUUACACUUAGAAAAGAAAUUCUUGGAAACACGUUGAUAUAAAAGUGCACUGACAACAUAAUUAAUAUUUCUUAUAUAGAUUGUAGUCUAUGAUUUAUAUUAUCGUUCUUCAAUAACAAUUCAGUGUAAACAUGUUCAACACGUCAUCGAUGUUCCAAAGACUCAAAGCGAAAAGAAAAGGAAAAAUAUGGCAGCUAUUCCACGCUACGGAUUUUGAAUCGUUGAUGUAUCCCUGUAUCAUGUUUUGCCGCAUUCUGGGAAUAUUUCCAUACAAGAUCAACGCUUUGACCAUCAAAAUUUGCAAACCACGCUAUAUUCUGUCGACUAUCAUUAUCGGCGUUUUUUGCGUCCUCGAAUUAAUAAAACUCUAUGAUCUCAAUAUUUCUAAAAAAAGUUUAAUUAAAGACUUUGAGACAAGCAGGAUACUUUAUAAUAACUGUUUCUCCAUUAUUGGUGUUUUUAUGGCAGUCAUCGCAUUCAUUCUGAGUGGACCACGAAUGCGUUUUCUUCAGACCUUGUUGGAGCUUUCUUUGAAAUUACCUUCGGAAUCAUAUCAGAAACUAUCUAGGCUGAUCCAUGUCAAGGACAUUCUAGGAUUCUUCUUUCUAGUCGUGCUAUUGCUGAUGUAUAUGAUCACAGUGCAGGAUAGUGUCUGGCGCCAGUUUCUUGUAUCGUACAUAUACUUGUUGACGUUUCAGAUGGAUAUGCUAUAUAUGAAUUGUGUUUGCAUAUUAAAAGCUUGUUUCAAGCAAAUCAACGACAAUCUGGUGAAUCUGCGAAAAGUCGUGACGAAUGGUGAGCCAUAUCUCUUGAGUGGCACCUGUCACGAGAAAAGAAUUCCAUUUUUACUGAUGGAGAUUAUAGCUUUGAAAAAGCAGCAUCUGGCAAUCAACGACACAGUACAUACGCUAAAAAUGGUUUUCAGUUUGCAUCUUCUUUCCACGAUACUUAUGACUUUCACUGAAAUUACCUUCUAUCUGUACUUUUGCUCAAUGCAAAUACACCUAGCUUUAGAUAUGAGCUAUGAACAAAAACAGGCUAUUCUUGUAGCCUGUGUUCUAGGUGUAACAUUUUUGUCUAUAAAAUUGGUGUUGAUAGUGUGGGCCUGCGAAACUGGCAAGAAUCAAUCCAUGGAAAUCAGUAGUACCGUUCACGACGUGUUCAAUAGUGCCAGCAAUAAGCAAAUAAAAUAUGAGAUGCGACUAUUUUCCUUGCAAUUAUCACAUUGUGAAAAUACGUUCUCCGCAAAGGGGCUUACUGUGGACGCUACGCUCCUCACUAAGAUGGCAAGUGGCAUUAUCACCUAUGUAUUGAUCUUGAUACAAUUUUUGUUCAUUUCGAGUUCUUGCAGUGGAAAAACUUUAAAGGAUACGCUCUAGUUAAUAAAAAGAUGCAUUUAAUCGAACACACAUAGCCGAACAUAGAAAAGAUAUUUUUAAUAUUUUUUUUUUAUCUUUAUAAGUAGGUUAUCGUUGUGAGUAGAGUCUUUCGUGGUGCUUUAUAGUUAUAGAGAAACUUGCAUAUACUUAUGUAAUACAUAUACAUAGAGAAAAUCUUAUAUCACAUAUGUGUUAAUAACCAGUUGUAAAGGGAUACGUUUUGUUUAUUUAAGUGCACAGUCAAAUUAUGUACAACGUAAUAA